Messenger RNA from Cotesia congregata, 783 nucleotides. Lineage: Eukaryota; Metazoa; Arthropoda; Insecta; Hymenoptera; Braconidae. The record is from the annotation of a GenBank genome assembly.
AUGAAUAAAGUUACAAGAAAACAGUUAACCCUUGGAGCUCGUAGAAAAGAUAGACCGAAAAAAAGGAGACGGUCCUUUAAUGGUGAAAAUACGGAAACUGAUGAUAGUUCCUUCACGAGCACCUCAGCAAAAAAAUUAAAAGGUGAUGAUAGAGAGCACGUGCCAGAAGAGUACACGCUCCAAUAUUCAAUCAUAGAUUUUGCCUUGGUUUUCUCAACUCUUUCAUCGUUUGUGCGGUGUUCUAACAUUAUUAAAAAUGAAGAUGAAGAUCAAUUGUGUAAUGGUAAAGUACAGUUUAAGCAAUGUUCGAAAUUUGGUCUGGGAUUUAAAAUCGUAGUAGAAUGUGAACGAUGUGAUCCGAAAUAUAUUUUAUCUUGUCAAAAAAUCGGAAGAAUGUAUGAACUAAAUCGCCGGUUCUUUUUUGUUAUGAGAAUAUUGGGCUUAGGGCUCGCCGGAUGCAAGAAAUUCUGCGGCUUGAUGGACAUAAGCAGUUCAUUUUUAAACCAGUCUACAUACGAUUUUUAUAUUGGUAAAAUAUAUGAGUGUAUUGAUACAGUUACUCAAACUCUAUUCUCAUCUGCUGCUGAAGAAGAAAAACAAUUAACAAGUCUUGAAAACGAUUUACAAGAUACGACAGAUGUGAGUGUUUCCAGUGACGGUAUCUGGAACAAACGAGGUUUCUCAUCACUAUUUGGUGUGACUUCACUAAUGGGAUAUAAUUCGGGAAAAGUGUUGGAUGUAUUGUUGAAAUUUUCUUAUGUGAAAGCUGGAAAAAUAAAUUAG